AUGGACUGGUUCCAACGAGUUUUCACAGUGUCGCCGUCUCGAGAAAAACAAAUUGAGGAGAGCUUAGUCUUUAACAAAGAAGGACUACUAGAAUUUGCUUCUGACGAUCCUGAGAAUCCUAAAAACUAUUCUUUCGCACGCAAAUGCUACAUCACAGCUGUCGCCAUUUCGUUGGUCAUGAACGCUACAUUUUCGUCGUCUGCGCCCUCCGGGUCUUUUCAGGGCGUCAGCGAUGAGUUGCACGUGUCGGCUGAAGCUGCUGGUCUCGUCACAACUCUGUUCCUGCUGGGAUAUUGUGCAGGUCCACUAUUUUGGGCACCGCUUUCAGAAUUCUAUGGUCGUCGUCUGAUUUUUUAUAUAUCCUUCACAUUGUAUCUCGCGUUUGGCUUCCUGUGUGCCUUUACUCCCAAUUUUGCAGGUUUGAUUGUCGGCCGCUUUCUCGCGGGAACAGCCGCUAGUGCAGCGUUAACGAACGCACCUGGAAUUUUAGCAGACAUCUGGGGGCCUAAAGAGCGUGGGAAUGCUAUGAUUUUGUUCGCAACUAUGACGUUUGUGGGCCCUGCAUUGGGACCUGUAGUAAGCGGGUUUUUGCAAGUAACAAAAAAUUGGCGAUGGACGUUUUACGUGCUUUUAUGGAUGGCCGGAAUCACUGAGUGUCUUCUUAUGACACUUCCAGAAACAUUGCCAAUGAUGGUCUUGCGUAACAAAGCCAGGCGUCUGCGGAAAAUACCCGGAAACGAACAUGUGUAUGCUCCAGUAGAAGCGUCAGAUCGUUCCUUGACACGAAUUUUCAAAGUGGCCCUGACACGGCCCUGGAGACUUCUCAUUGAUCCGAUUAGUUUUUUCGUGGCCAUUUACUACUCCAUUGUUUACACCAUGCUUUACAUGCUGUUUGCAAUCUAUCCGAUUGUAUUUCAGCAAAAACGUGGCUGGAACGCCGGAGUUGGCGAGUUACCUCUUAUCGGAGCGGUAAUUGGAGCAUGUAUUGGUGGACUGGCGCUUUACAUUCAUAGCCGGCUUCAGCAAAGAAAAUUUGCUCGUCGAAAACCGGUUCCAGAAGAUAGACUUGAGGGCGCAAUGGCUGGCGGCGUUAUGUUUGUUGUGACUAUUUUUUGGUUUGCGUGGACCGCAGAGUACAAUUCGGUACAUUGGGCUGUGCCUACAGUAGCGGGAACGUUUCUUGCUACUUCGAUUUUGCUCAUUUUUGUCACAUUCAUCAACUACAUCAUAGACUCGUACUUGAUAUUUGCAGCGUCUGCAGUUGCAGCAAACACGGUGUUGAGGUCUGCAACUGCGGCUGCGUCGCCGCUUUUCACGCAGUACAUGUUUGACACACUGGGGGUGGGUGGUGCUGGAUCACUAAUUGGCGGUGUAGGCUUGGUGUUGAUGCCUAUACCUUUUGUAUUUUACAAGUAUGGUGCGGCGAUCCGGGCGAGAUCCAAAUUUGCGCCCACCGACGAGACUGGUGGCUACAAGGUGUGA
Lachancea sp. 'fantastica' is the source of this 1482-nucleotide messenger RNA. Lineage: Eukaryota; Fungi; Ascomycota; Saccharomycetes; Saccharomycetales; Saccharomycetaceae. The record is from the annotation of a GenBank genome assembly.